GUCUGGCUUUGGUUUAACUGCACCUGCAACUGAGGGUCCUUCUGACCCAACUACGACUGCAGCUAAAAAACCAACUGGCCCAAAUGUAGCUAAAAGACCAAUGGAACUGCCUGUACCUUUGGCUGAACGCUAUUUGCAUCAGUGGCGAACGUUCGAUACCAUUGU
Messenger RNA from Amoebophrya sp. A25, 165 nucleotides. The record is from the annotation of a GenBank genome assembly. NCBI's taxonomy places the organism in Eukaryota, Dinophyceae, Syndiniales, Amoebophryaceae.